Molecule: messenger RNA, 1154 nt
Organism: Manduca sexta (tobacco hornworm)
Lineage: Eukaryota; Metazoa; Arthropoda; Insecta; Lepidoptera; Sphingidae
Product: vegetative cell wall protein gp1
Exons: 2
Coding region: 211-669 (152 amino acids)
Source: RefSeq, a predicted model, not a curated record
GAUGAGGUCAUGUCAGGCAAAGGUCGUUUAGUUCGCUCAAAGCAAGCUUCACUCUAGUAGAUCCGCACUUAUUACUUCACUGACUUGUUUUGCCCGACCCUGAUAGCAUUCUCACAAUAUACGGUAACAAGUUUGGCUGCUCAUUUAGGCAGAUCUCACGUCAGUCAACGAAAGCAACAACUACUGAACGCUCGUCGAGACGGAACCAAAAUGAAAGCGGCGUUGUUUAUUCUCUUUUUGUCGUUCUGCUAUAUUGAAUGUCGAAAAGUGUACAAGCCAAUUGACAAAAAUGCGAACAUCGAUUUUAUUAAUAUGGAAACUGGUGGGUAUGGAAGAGGACCAGCCGCCACACCUGUAGCCCCAGCUCCAGCAAGGCCAAGUCCAGUACAGCCGGCACCCGCCCCGGCCCCGAAGAGCCCAACACCCACGCUCAAGCCAGUUGUGGUCACGCCACCAGUCCCAGCACCGGCUCCAGCGAAACCUCAACCUGCCCAACCUACACCACCGAACCAAAUCAAGCCAAUCCCAGUGAAUCCCACCCCUGCAGCUCACCCCAUAACAACUCCUGGACCGGGAAGCGUGAAGCAUUUGAUUAAUUUCUACGACAGCCAAGGCAAAGGAAGUCCUAUUAGACCUUACAGUUAUAGUCAGGCCGUGAAACAAGGUUAAACGAUUAUAAUAUAAACGUUGUUAUUUGUAAAACCUAUUUGAUACAAUACAGGCGAGUUUUAACAUGGUUUCGUAUAUAACUUUUUUAACUGUUGAUGAUAAAUUCUUAAGAAAGCUAUCUAGUUUUUUAAACAUAAUAAAACUCAAUAAGAUAAAAUGAAUGAAACUGCUGCAUAAACAUCGAAUUUAAUUUGAUUCUCGCCCUACAUCAAUUUAUUGUUAUUCGACAAAACAACAUAACUUUUCAAAAUUAUUUAAUGCAGUUUAGUACGUUUAAAAAUCACUAAUACUAUAUACCUAGUGAUAACAUACUCCUUGCUAAUGCUUAAAUAGUUGCCAUAUAAGGAUUAUUCUUAAAAGGCAAAUAUAUUUAUUAUAAAAAACUAUGUAUACAUUUUAUAUAUUUAAUUAUAAAAGUGAAUAUGUUAUAUAAUUGUAUGAAACUGAAUAAAAAGAUCAACAAAAUAUAAGUAAAUUGUACAAAA